Messenger RNA from Rhincodon typus (whale shark), 1077 nucleotides. RefSeq names its product G protein-coupled receptor 52 (gene gpr52). Lineage: Eukaryota; Metazoa; Chordata; Chondrichthyes; Orectolobiformes; Rhincodontidae. Gene Ontology annotation, biological process: G protein-coupled receptor signaling pathway. The transcript has a single exon. Gene Ontology annotation, molecular function: G protein-coupled receptor activity. The record is from RefSeq and is a predicted model, not a curated record. Bases 1 to 1077 code for a protein of 358 amino acids. Gene Ontology annotation, cellular component: membrane.
AUGAACCAGUCCACGGUUGAAUGGAGAGCUGAGAGUGUGAGCAACACCUCGGUUAACCUGUCCAACCACGCUUGCCCAUUGGGCUUUGGCCACUACGACGCAGUUGACGUUUGUGUCCUCGAGACUGCCAUCAUCGUGUUGCUGACAGUUCUGAUCAUAGUGGGAAAUCUGAUGGUGAUCUUUGUGUUCCACUGUGCCCCACUCCUUCACCAUUACACCACGAGCUACUUCAUCCAGACCAUGGCCUAUGCAGACCUACUUGUUGGGGUAAGCUGCUUGGUUCCUGCACUCUCCCUCCUUCACUAUCCCACGGGUAUGCAGGAAUCUCUCACCUGCCAGGUUUUUGGCUACGUCAUUUCAGUGCUGAAGAGUGUGUCCAUGGCUUGCCUGGCUUGCAUCAGUGUCGACCGCUACCUUGCCAUUACAAAACCACUCUCCUACAGCCAGCUAGUCACCCCGUGCCGUCUUAGGCUGUGUAUCAUUCUCAUAUGGAUAUACUCCUGUGCAGUUUUCCUGCCCUCAUUCUUUGGAUGGGAGAAGCCAGGCUAUCAUGGAGACAUAUUUGAAUGGUGUGCUACCUCUUGGGAAACCAACGCUUACUUCACAGGCUUCAUAGUCUGUUUGCUGUAUGCCCCUGCUGCCUUCAUCGUCUGCUUCACCUACUUCCACAUUUUUAAAAUCUGCCGGCAGCACACCAAAGAAAUUAAUGAGCGCCGUGCCCGGUUUCCCACCCAGGAUGUGGAAGCUGCUGAGGGUGGGCCCAGCCCUGACCGGCGCUACGCAAUGGUCCUGUUUCGGAUUACAAGCGUCUUCUACGUGCUGUGGCUCCCCUACAUUCUUUACUUCUUGCUGGAGAGCUCCCGUGUGCUGGAGAGCCCCUCGCUGUCCUUCGUAACGACGUGGCUUGCCAUCAGCAACAGCUUCUGCAACUGUGUCAUCUACAACCUCUCUAAUAGCGUCUUCAGGCUGGGCUUGAGGAGACUGUCACAAACGGCCUGCUCACUGUGCCUGCCUUUGGGGGACGAGACGGCGAGAGAUCCCAAACCCAGGAAACGGGCCAAUUCCUGCUCCAUCUAA